UUAAAACCAGCUGACGAGAUGUUACGUCAGUUGGUCGGUAUCCGUUACCAUUGGGUGCCUGUUAUUGUUGUCGGCGUUGAUCGUUUCGCGAGACUCUCCGAUCGUUUCCUUUUUCCGUAAUUCAAACGCAUCGACAGUCAUCAUGUCGAAUAUCGACGACUAUUACCUGACCGUGCUUCGUUUAGUGAAGGAGGCUGGCUCAGUAAGUAAGGGUUUCUCAUCGACAAAAUCGACGACAACAAAGGAACAACCGCACGCAAUCGUCAGGGAAAAAAUCAAUCAGCCUAAAGAUCCGAUGAUUAAAACAUGUGAGGUCGAUCUUGUCACCGAAUGGGACCAAAAGGUCGAGGAACUAUUAGUGGCCGGUAUAUCCUCCAAAUUUCCAGAUCAUAAAUUUAUUGGCGAGGAAGAAAGUUCACUUGGUGCGAAAAUUGAAUUAACAGACGCCCCUACAUGGAUUAUAGAUCCAAUAGAUGGUACGAUGAAUUUCGUACACGGUUUACCGCACACGUGCAUAUCAAUUGCAUUAGUUAUCAACAAAGUUACAGAAAUUGGAGUUGUUUACAAUCCGAUUUUAGAACAGUUAUUCACAGCUCGUAAGGGACAAGGUGCUUUUUUGAAUGGGGCUCCUAUUCAAGUGUCUGGGGAGAAAGAAUUACGUAAAGCUCUUGUAAUGAUGGAAAUGGGCACUAGCAGAGACCCUGAGAAAAUGGAAGUUGUAUUGAAAAAUGCAAACAAUCUUCCCCCUCAAGUUCAUGGAAUACGUGCUUUAGGAUCUGCUGCUUUGAAUAUGUGCAUGGUUGCUCUGGGUGGAGCAGAUGUUUCUUUCGAGUUUGGUAUUCAUGCUUGGGAUGUUGCAGCUGGUGAUAUUAUUGUUAGGGAAGCUGGUGGAGUAUGCAUAGAUCCCGAUGGCAGUCCAUUUGACUUAAUGAGCAGACGAGUUCUGUGCGCAUCGACAAUAGAAUUAGCACAAUCAUUAGCCGAAAUACUGGUCCAGUAUUAUCCCGCGCGUGACUGAGAAACACGCUGAUAAAAUGCUAAAGCAACGCAAGAAUUAUCAAUGUUGAUGACCUAUGCGCCAAAUAAUGUACAUGCUUAGUGCAUUUAAGGUUUUUAAACUAAAAUAAUAAAUAUAAAUGUUUAAAGAAUGUACUUAUAUUUUACUUUAUUACAUAAACAUUUGAGACAGUGAUGACAAUAUGUUUAAGAGAUAUAUGAAUAAAUCUAAAUUAAAUAUAAAUUAUCACACAUAUGGUAAGAAAAAUGCUUAAAAACGUUCCAUACUGGUGACGCGGAUAAUGUAGUCUACAAAAAUUUAAUUUCUUUAUUACUAGAUAUAAAAUGCUGUAUCAAAGUGCAAUGCGAAAUAAAUUUA
Messenger RNA from Nomia melanderi (Alkali bee), 1375 nucleotides. RefSeq names its product inositol monophosphatase 1. Lineage: Eukaryota; Metazoa; Arthropoda; Insecta; Hymenoptera; Halictidae. Gene Ontology annotation, molecular function: inositol monophosphate 1-phosphatase activity. Gene Ontology annotation, biological process: signal transduction; inositol metabolic process; phosphatidylinositol phosphate biosynthetic process. The record is from RefSeq and is a predicted model, not a curated record.